Messenger RNA from Mytilus trossulus (common blue mussel), 850 nucleotides. RefSeq lists its product as uncharacterized. NCBI's taxonomy places the organism in Eukaryota, Metazoa, Mollusca, Bivalvia, Mytilida, Mytilidae. Gene Ontology annotation, molecular function: protein binding; metalloendopeptidase inhibitor activity. Bases 125 to 748 code for a protein of 207 amino acids. The record is from RefSeq and is a predicted model, not a curated record. The transcript is spliced from 6 exons.
UUUAAGCACAAUCCUUCUUCCUGGCCUGUACACACGUACUUGUUUAUGUCAACUACCUAGAUAUUGUAAAUUUCAUAGUGUUGAGGGACUACAUCUUUGUAUAAUUUGAUAACAAUACAAAAUAAUGGAGUCAUUUUUGAAGAGAAGAUGCUUUGUGAUUGUUUUGGCAUUGUAUAUAUUUAUACAUUGCUCAAAUGGUAAAUCCUGUUCAGUCUCUGAUUGGAUGGACGAGCUAUUCAUUCCACAGUUUGAGUUCUGUGGAUUAAAUAACAUAGUUUUCAGAGGAACUGUCCAGAAAAGUUUCUUCACAGGAGCCAACAAAAAAAUGUAUGACAUUCGAAUAAAUGAAGUUUUUAAGAGACCGAAGGAAGUCACUAUAUUUGCCAAUUACACAGAUGUUGUCCCUGGUGCUCUAGUUACGUUUUGGACAGAUUACAAUACUAGAGUCAAGUGCACCGUAGAUCUGGAGAAUCAAGUUGAUUACUACAUUUUCACGAUGUAUGGACGAGUGCCUGGUGAGCCACAGGAAUUAACAAGACGUGACUGGAUUGUACCAUUUAACAACUUCACAGAAACACAGAAACGUGGUUUCCGUGGCCUUUACGACUGUGACGGAUGCGGGGGAUUUAAUACUGGUUUUAAGAAAUGUGACCGACGACUUGCUAACGACUGUUACAAAGCCAACGCUGUGUGUGAAAGAGAUAGUGGACUUGAAUGCAAAUGGCGACUUAUUGAACCAUGUCAAUGAUGUUCAAAGUUUUGCAUUCUCUGUAUUGGUGUUUGCAUUGUUGCUUUUGUUUGUAGUAUAAUACUACUUAUCAUUAAUAACACAAUCAUACGGGAAUGCGUU